Molecule: messenger RNA, 2496 nt
Organism: Drosophila suzukii
Lineage: Eukaryota; Metazoa; Arthropoda; Insecta; Diptera; Drosophilidae
Source: RefSeq, a predicted model, not a curated record
UGUGAAAAACUAUUAUAUGAGUUGAAACACAGAUAUCUGUAAUAUAACAAUAUGCGAAUAAAUUUAAUGUUCUCCAGACAUUUGAAAAAUUAAAAUUAAUUAUUAUAAGCCCUUUGUACAAAACAUUAAAAUGUAAAUAAACACUAUGCAUUUGUUUUGAUAUUAUCUUAACUAUAUAUAGAUGACUUUACCUAUUAACUAUCAAUUAUUUAUCUACUGUUUUUGCUUGUGAGUAUAAAAAGUAAUUUAUUUAAUGGACUGUUUUUCCAACAUUCUUUCUGGUACUUCAAAGAAUAAAAAAAUGCAAAAACUUGGCACCCCGGAGACUCCCCGGAAUGUCAACACCUGGCCGGAGUCGGUCCUGAUACCCACACCCAUAAUUGAACAAUGUCAUUGAUCGAUUUUCAAUAUUUUUUUACGAAAAAUUUAUUGAAACUCAAAUCAACAUUGUGAUAUUAAUUUCAAUAAGUUAAAUUUCACUACUAAAUUAAGUCUCAAAUUAAAUUUAAAUCGAGAACUCGUUAGAAGCUUAUAAAUCUUGUUUGUGCAAAAUUUCUAGCAUACUUUAGGGGAUCCGAUCAAAAAGCACUUACUGACAGAAGCUCGCUUCCUAUUGGUCCGCCAAUAGGACGCCCUCAAUCGGCAACCAUUUUGAAAAAACAGCUGAUUGCCAGACCCGUGCUCCGAUCUUUGGGUACUUUCUAAGCUUUCUGUUCGCCUGGUACAUCGAAAUCACAAUUGCCUAGCUUGGCUGCGAAAAAUGUGGGCUGGCUUGAUCGCAAUUCGAUGGGAAAAAGUAGGAUUCAUUGCAUUGAUGACCAGGAGAACAGAAUUCACUAGUAGGUGUCUGAAUUUAGAUUGUUCCCAUUGUCAGGGUCGCAGGCAGAUUUUGGCUAAGGAGGUUAAAUGGGGGCCCUUGACCCCCAAACCCCUCUUUCAGCGGACUACGCCUAUGUGUGCCUUGGACAGAACUAACGGUUGUUUAAAGAACAUCCCAAAUUUUACCAUGACGCUUACUAAGAAUUAUGUUCGCCUGGUGCUUUAAAAUGAAAAAUCUUCGAUUUGCCAACCAACAAACUCAAUUUUUCCCAGUCAAACCUGGCGAUUUAUGAUUUUGAAACACCAGGCGAACAGAAAGCUCAGAAAGUGACCAACGAUUUUAGCAGGUUUCUGGCGAUCAGCUGUUUUAUUCAAAAUGGCUUCCGACCAAGAGAAUCCUAUUUGCCAGCCAAUAGGAAGCGAGCAUUUGUCAGUGAGCGCCAUUUUAAUAAAUCCCCAAAAGAUGCAAUUAGUUUGGCAGCGAAACAGACUUAUUGCAUACAGCACUUAUUGAUUUCUAUUGCAAGCCCAACGAACAGUUCCCUAUUUUAACAUUUAGAACUGUAGCUAUGGGCAUCUAAGUUCAAGAGAAAAAAACUACUUAGCAACUUAGCCCUUGUUACUAUGGUAAAAUAUGUACACAGUAAACCUUUUUGUUGGACUAAUACAUCGAAAAUAUACUUAUAUUUUAAAGUCUUGCGAUGGAGCCAGCUAAAGUAAUUGGAAAACUGAAGGAGCAAGUGCGUAUGGAACACAAUUCGCGCCGGAGUUUUCCAAAAGUCUGGGCCCAAAUAUCAGACAAGAAAACUAACAAAUUCUACCACCAAAAUGAGAUUGAUUCUCAAUUAAGUGACCAGCUUAAGCUUAAAGGUAAAUGCCCGUUUAGAUUUACAAACCUCUUGAUCUACAAAGGUAUCCACAUAGACUUGUGCUCCUUCCUACACAACAACCAGGGCGAAUGCAGAUUCGUAUCUCCAGAGAUGUACCAAAACUUAUUGGCUGUGUGUCGUUGCGGUCGAGCUCGGCAAGGCCAUCAUGUGGGCAAAUGCCUACAGAGAGCGUUAAGUCCAGAUUACGAGCGAUCCGGGAUACAGAAAAGCCCUCAAGAAUCGUAUCACCCGUUGAGAGUGCCUUGCACUUCAAACUCUAGCAUUGGUUUUGUUGGAAUCUCGAAAAGCUAUCAAAAGCUCGAGCGUUCUAUGCAGUAUGUUUCUCCUGCCUACUCAAUGCGGGGACCUCGAGUAACAGCAGUCCCAUACCACAAUAUAAUUAUUGGCUAAGAUAUGCAUGUAUUAUAAAGUUGCUUGUAGGGAAUUACCAAACUAGAUUUUCGAUGACUCAAAUAGGGAACUUCCAAUGGUUCCACUACCUCCCUAGCAGACUCAACUAGUACAAAAACAAACUUAAAAAAUGUAUAGCGGUCAUCUUAUAGAACUGGAAUUUCCAGAAACCUGUGUUCAGUGGCGUUACCAUUUUAUUCGCAUAUAGUAAAUGUUAUAUAUACAUUUAUUGAAAUAUAAUAACAUUAGUAAAUAUGAUUUUAAAUAAAUUUUGCGCACCUACUGCAAAUGUUAUCACACCCCCCUUUAUCGAGCGCUACAAACGCCACUGCUUUUUUUAUAUAUGUAUAUUGUAUAAUGACAUACAGACAUCUGAUUAAAUGCAUUCGAUUUUUAA